UUCGCUCUCGCCGCCGUCUCCACCUGCCUCUGCUGCUCCCGCCUCCGUGUCUCGCCUCCAGUCGUGCUGCCAGCGCGCCCGUCUCUCUCGCCGCCUCUGCGGUCUCGCACUUCCGUGUGCAGCAGUCUGUCCUCGUUGCGGCCGGCGCCGUCUCUUCGGGUCCGGGACAAGCGGCGCUCGUCUGACCCUGUUGGUCCCACGCAUACACUCAGCAGUCACUGCACGAUAGAGCCACGCCGUCCCAGCAGCACCUCGCAGUCGUCUCCCCGAGUCUCCUCGCUCCAGCACCUCCUCGUACGCGCUUCUCCCUGUCGCCGGUCGCCGGCCGCCUGCAUUCUAGACGCUGCACCGCGCUCGCAUAGAGGCUCCUCGCAUCGCUCACCGCCAGCGCGCCCGUGCAGCACGCAGCUGCACGCGCCUCGUCUGGCCGCAUGACCUUCCCGGGCUCGGCCGGCCUGGCCGACGGCGUCUCCAGCCUCGCCAGCGGCAGCGGCAGCAGCGCCUCGAGCUGGUCCGCCGGCUCUAGCGCCGCAGCUGCGGGACCGAGCAGCUCUUCGGCGGGCGGCAGCAACAGCUCGGAGAUCCCGCUGCUUUCCGCCCUGCCGAAGCUCGUCUCGCCCGACGAUGACUCGUUCAUCGGGCGCACGUCGUCGUGGAUCGGCGGCAAGCGCAUGAGCCGCGCCGAGGUGGACGAGAUGCUGUGGAACUACCGCACAGUCUUCUCCGCCGGCAGCGCCUCGCUUGUCUCCACCGCCGCAUCAUUUCCUUUCGACUCGCUCAAGUCACGCUUGCAAGUCAAAUACUAUCCGAGCAUCUGGGCAUGCGGGAAAGCAGUGAUGCGCGAGGAGGGCAUGAAGGGCUUCUUCCGCGGCGUGUGGAUCCCCCUGAUCACGAUCUCCUUCGUGCGCACGAGCUCGUUCAGCAUCUACGUGGGCACCAAGGAUGCCCUGCACACGCGCGGCAUCUUCACCGACCAGAGCUUGCUGCACACGGCCGCGAGCGGCAUGACGGGCGGCGCGACGAGCGGCAUGCUCAUCAGCUGCGGCUCGGCGCCCUUUGAGCUCGUCAAGGUGCAGCGCCAGCUCGAGUACCUCACCGCCGUGCAGCGCGGCCUCGUCUCCAAGGUCGGCUCGCGCUACGUCGCGCGCUCGGGCUACCAGGCCGCGCUCGACAUCUGGCGGCAUCACGGCGGGCCGCGCGGCUUCUACCUCGGCUUUCCGCUGCACAUCUGCCGCGACACCAUCGGCACUGCGCUCUACUUUGGCUUCUACGACACGACGCGCGCGCUCGUGGGCCGCUACUCGACGGGCACCGGCGGGCGGAAUGGCUCGGCGCAGCUCUUCGGGCUGCCGGGACCGGUCGUCUCUUUCCUCUCGGGUUCUACGGCGGGCAUCGCCUCGUGGCUGCUCGUCUACCCCGUCGACCUGCUCAAGACCAACGUGCAGCAGCGCGCGCUGAGCGGCCAACAUCCGCAGAUGAGUGGCACGCAGCUCUUCAAGCACCUGAUGCGUGCGCGUCCGCCAAAAGACGGCGCCUCGGACUCGGCGGUGGCGCGCUUCCUGCGGCUGUACCGCGGACUCGGCGUCAGUGCCGUGCGCAGCUUCAUCUCGCAUGGUCUCACGUGGAUGAUCAUCGAGGGCGUGUCGCAGCGCAUCAGCGAGCGCGUCGGCCCGGGAGCCGACGGGCGGCCGAGGCAGGCCAACGAAUUAUAGACGUCCUGCCUGCGCCAACUUGGACUGCUAGGGCUGAGCGUGAGGGGCGAGAUGGCGCAUGGGUGCAUUGCGCGCUCAGUGGAGCAUGGGAUAUAUGGUCAGCG
Molecule: messenger RNA, 1816 nt
Organism: Tilletiopsis washingtonensis
Lineage: Eukaryota; Fungi; Basidiomycota; Exobasidiomycetes; Entylomatales
Product: mitochondrial carrier
Exons: 9
Coding region: 432-1712 (426 amino acids)
Biological process (GO): transport
Molecular function (GO): transmembrane transporter activity
Source: RefSeq, a predicted model, not a curated record